This is a messenger RNA of Rhododendron vialii, 954 nucleotides long. Its product is annotated as AP2-like ethylene-responsive transcription factor ANT. Gene Ontology annotation, molecular function: DNA-binding transcription factor activity. Gene Ontology annotation, biological process: regulation of DNA-templated transcription. The transcript is spliced from 3 exons. NCBI's taxonomy places the organism in Eukaryota, Viridiplantae, Streptophyta, Magnoliopsida, Ericales, Ericaceae. The coding region runs from base 1 to 954 and encodes 317 amino acids. The record is from RefSeq and is a predicted model, not a curated record.
AUGGAAGCAGCAGCAGCUACUCCACACUCUCUGGAUCAUCAUCAUCACUACUACAAUCCUCAACCUCAAGUCUCCCCUGUUCCUACUCCCUUCUGUUUCUCCCCUCCACACCCUUAUACCCAAUAUAGUACCUCUGCAUUCUGCUAUGGAGCUGGAGAAAACAGUGCCUUCCACUCGUCUUCCUUGCCCAUAAUGCCCCUCAAAUCAGAUGGCUCUCUCUGUAUCAUGGAAGCCUUAACUAGAUCCCCACCGCAACAAGGGAUUUUGCAAAAUUCCUCUUCCCCUAAACUGGAGGACUUCUUGGGAGGUACUGCAACAAUGGCACCCCAUGAGAGAGAAGCAAUGGCUCUCUCUCUAGACAGCAUGUACUACCCUCAGAACAUCGAGGAAGAAACCAACAGACAAAGCCUACUCAAUCACCAAGGCAUUGAAGUCCAAAACCACCCGUUUUACUCCGGAAUUUAUCAAACACCUCUGGGUGAAGAAGAAGAAGAACAAGAAACAGAGGAAACUGGGGAUGGACUCACUUAUUUCAAGAACUGGGUUUCUUGUCAGUAUCCAGACCCCCAACCACUUCACCAGCAGCAGAUGAACCAUGACAGUGUUGUCGAUAAUGGAGGUGGGUUUGGGUCGAGUAAGGCAAAUGGUGCAAUGGGUUGUGGGGAUUUGCAGGCUCUGACCUUGUCAAUGAGCCCUGGAUCUCAGUCCAGUUGUGUUACUGCUGCUCAAAGGCAGAUUUCUCCCAUUGAAAUUUCUGAGUCUGUGGGUGCGGAGAGGAAGAAGAAAGUGGGUGGGAGGCCAACUGUUCAUAGGAAGUCUAUUCAGACAUUUGGGCAGAGGACUUCACAGUACAGAGGUGUGACCAGGCAUAGGUGGACUGGUAGAUAUGAAGCCCAUUUGUGGGAUAAUAGUUGCAAGAAGGAAGGUCAGAGCCGGAAAGGAAGGCAAGGUUAG